AUGGCGGUUUGGGCUCUGCGUAGGGAUGAAUUUACUAGAUUGUCGUGUGCGAAGCCUAACACCGGCCUCAAGUUUUUGAUACUAAGAAACGAGGACAUGACGACGCUCCGCGCAAUAGCAAUUGCGACUAUCCUACUGGUUGUGACAGUGAAUGCACUUCAGGCUAAUCAUUCAUGUGUUGCUUCAUUGCCAUCAAACUCAAGCGGUUUUAACAAGAAUGCUACCGGUAAAGAAUUAGUACAGAAGGUUUUUUCUAGAGAAUCAGCUGGCAAAACCUCUCUUACUCACAGGGCAAAUGAACUGUUUUCAAUCCCCUGGGAUGGGCCUGCUGGGACAGUAAGGAAUUUCGACUUUACCAAUCUGGGACUACCAGAUGCAAUCAACUUGCAUAAGUCGUGCACUGACAACUACCACAGUUUCACGGCGAACAAUACAUGUCCUAACAAAGACUUCGCACAGCGUUUUCUGGGUCACACAUUGAAUAGCACGAGUUCGAAUAAUUUUUCAACAGGGUUUUCAUCGAACAAGAAGAAAGACGAUGGUGGUUUUUUGGGGAAGAACACGAAAUUUCCUUCAUUAAAAAGCCUUCCAAUCACUCGAAAUUCAUGUCAGGGGUUUUUUUCUUUCACAAUUUUUGGGGUAAAUUUCCACGUAUCUUUCAACUGCAACCAAAAUCCCAUAGAUCGUCAUCAUUGUGAGAUGUAUUGCGAAGGUUGCUUGCAAGACAAAGUAGGAGGCAUGUAUUCAUCCGUGUAG
Molecule: messenger RNA, 756 nt
Organism: Saccharomyces mikatae IFO 1815
Lineage: Eukaryota; Fungi; Ascomycota; Saccharomycetes; Saccharomycetales; Saccharomycetaceae
Gene: ULI1
Product: Uli1p
Exons: 1
Coding region: 1-756 (251 amino acids)
Source: RefSeq, a predicted model, not a curated record